AUGACGACGUCGGGGGCGGUGCUGGGCCUCGCCGUGUGGCUGCUGGCGGCGGCGGGGGCGGCGGGGGCGGCCAGCCCGAGGCCGCACAUCGUGUUCAUCCUGGCCGACGACCUGGGCUGGAACGACGUGAGCUUCCACGGCUCCAACCAGAUCAUGACGCCCAACAUCGACGCGCUGGCCUACAGCGGGGUGAUCCUGCACAACUACUACGUGAUGCCCAUCUGCACGCCAUCACGCGCGGCGCUGUUGACGGGCCGCCACCCGGCGCACACAGGCAUGCAGCGGGUGCUGUACGCCCAGCAGCCGUACGGCCUGCCGCUGCGCGAGAGGCUGCUGCCGCAGUACCUGAAGGAGCUGGGCUACGCCACUCACGCGGUCGGCAAGUGGCACCUGGGCCACUUCCAGGCCGCCUACACCCCCACGAGGCGCGGCUUCGACAGCCACUUCGGCUACUGGGCGGGCCACCAGGACUACUACGACCACACGUCGCAGGAGGGGCCGGGCUACUGGGGCUACGACAUGCGGCGCGGCGUGGGCAACGUGUCGUGGUCCAGCUACGGCCGCUACUCCACGGACCUGUUCAGCGAGGAGGCGGUGCGCCUGAUCCACCAGCACGACGCCGAGACGCCGCUGUUCCUGUACCUGGCGCACCUGGCCACGCACGCCGGCAACCCCUACCAGCCGCUGCAGGCGCCCGCAGACGUCGUCGGCGGCUUCGCGCACAUCAACGACACACGCCGCCGCACCUUCGCAGGCAUGGUGGCCAAGCUGGACGAGUCGGUGGGGCUGGUGGUGACGGCGCUCAGGGCCAAGGGUAUGCUGGAGAACUCCAUCAUUGUGUUCUCCACGGACAACGGCGGGCCCACCAACGGCUACGACAACAACGUGGCGUCUAACUGGCCCCUCAAAGGAAUCAAGGACACGCCCUGGGAGGGCGGCGUGCGGGGGGUGGGGCUGGUGUGGAGCCCGCUGAUCCCCGACACCCCGCGCGUGGCUGACCACCUCAUGCACAUCCAGGACUGGCUGCCGACCCUGCUCUCGGCCGCCAACUACACUGCAGAGCUGCCGGAGGACCUGGACGGCCGCGACAUGUGGCCGGUGCUGGCGGGCAACGGGAGCGCCCCCUACAGCGACCUGCUGCUGGACCUGGACCGAGGCCGCGGCCUGGCGGCCCUCAGGAGCGGCGACUGGAAGCUGGUGCAGCGCACCACGAACAACGGCAACAACGACGGCUGGUACGGGCCGACGGGCCGCGACCCGGACCUGGAGUACGACUCGGCGCGGGUCCUGUCCAGCGCCGUGGCCGCCGCGCUGGAGAACACGUCGGCUCCGCUGGCCGCCAACCAGUCGCUGCUGCUGGAGCUGCGCGCCGCCGUCACCGUCGUCUGCAACUCGUCCGAGACCACCGAGGCGCUCGAGCACAGCCCCAACUCGCUCUACUACGACCGAGCCUUGUUCCAGGGGUCGCACUGCGAGCCGGCCGCACCCUGCCUCUUCAACGUGGCGGCCGACCCCUGCGAGCUGCAGAACCUGGCCGCGGCUCGGCCGGCGGAGGUGGCGCGCCUGCAGGCGCUGCUCGCCAACUACAACCAGAGCUACGCCGAGGCUCUGUCCCCGGGGCUCGACCCGGCCAGCAACCCCAAGUACUGGAACUACACGUGGACCAACUGGAGGGACUACCCGGCGCCCACGCUACUCGACUGAGCGCCCCACCAACCCCCCAACCCCUCUGUCACCGUGCCAACCACACCCGCUCUCGUUACUUCAUUUCAUAUUGGGAUACGUGUUCGUCGCUCUACCUAACAUUUCCUCAACUCUCAACACAAUUCAGUUCUGUGUUAAAGCAUCAAAACCCAAAUUAAAAACCUUUAUUCGCUGUUAUUACCUUGUUUGAAGGUUCUGAAACAAACAGGAUCUAGCUCCGAAAAUAAUUGACCUACCGAUUUUUUUUUAUUGAUUAUUGGUUUAAAAAAAAGAUCGGUUUAUAGUUUAAAGUAUGCCAGAUACAUCUCACUAUGAUCGAUUCUUUCACAACACGAAUUUUACGCACCGCAAACAAAUAAAUAAGCAUUUUCAAAACAUUUUGUUUCGCCAAAAAUACUUCGAAAAUUGAUGUAGAUAUUUUUUUUUUGAUGCAGAUCCUUCAUUUAUAACGCUGCAAGAAUUUUUUAGCCCUUACAUUGAAGUAUUUAUUUUUUUUCGAGUUGAUGAGUCCUGACGCACAGUGUGGCUCUGCACUGGUUUUUCCGUCACGUUAAGGCGAAGGAAAUAAACUGCAUUUGUUUUCCACAAGAGAAAAAUCCACGGUCCUGUCGGGAAUCGAACCCAGUACUUCUGCCGCACCAGCUGGAGGUCACGGCUACUGAGCUGAACGUCUUAAUGAUUUUACGCAUACGUUAAAUUAACAAAAUAUGAUUUUUUCACACAGUAAACGUUCUCAGAAAUAAUGAUUUUAGAGCCCUUUGAUCCACUUAUAAGUGAGAUAUGUACUGAAUUAAAUAAUAACUCGUAAAAAUUUAAAUGUUUUAACAAUUAAUGGAUUUUUAUUCAAAAAUACCUGGUAAUAAUUUACAUAAAUAUUUUUUUACUAAGUCAUUUAGUAAAUAUAAUGAUACCAACAACGUUUUCCACGCGUGUGUUUGUGUGUGUGUGUGUAUCAACUUUAAAGCCUGUAUACAAUGUUCUCUCUAAGUGGGUGCAAGAAUACAGAAGUAAACGCACGCGCCACAGAAUUAGUUUAAGAUUCCUGAAUGGUACGAAUAUUAUUUUAUACAUUUAGAGGUUCAUAUUUAAGUUCUGUUCAUAAAUCUUUGUCUAUAAAUGAAUCUUUUAAAAAUUUUAAUUGGCUAAAAUAAGGUUUAUAAAAAUAUAUUUGUAGGUAUAUAUGCUCUAAUUAAUCUACAAAAUUUUCAUAAAACACACACACACAAAUAUAUAUAUAUAUAUAUAUAUAUAUAUAUAUAUAUAUAUAUAUAGGAAGCAACACUGAACGACACACUAAUUUCCUAUAGUUUGUGUAACACAAUCACACCUUUUGCUGAGCGGCCCCAAUAAGCAUAAAGAAAAUAUACUGUGGAGGGAAACUUUGCAGCGUUAUGAAAUAUUCAAUAACACAGUUUGAAUCGCACUCUCCCAAAUAACAGUUUUUGUGGCAUUUAACAAAACAUUUUUCAUUUAAUUUUUCAUGUCGCUAGCAAAGCAGUAAGGAAAACGCACCAUACUGUUGCUUGAAAGUCUGGGGUAUUGCUACCCACAAUUUCCUUCAUAAUAUCUUCAAAAUCUGAGCAACGCCCUAAUCACUAAGAUAAAAAUGGGUAGUCGAAUUAUGUUCGUACUCACCAUUUCUGUCACAACAGAAGAACAUUUGUCAAACCAGCUAUUCCAUUGAAUGAUUUGAAUGAUAAGUAAUCUAGUAAAAUUACUUUCGCUACAUGAUUUAGAAAUAUUCCUUGAAUUAUCGCUAAUGAAAAUGAUUUUACUUACCAUUAUUAGAGCUUUGUGUAUAUACCACAGACAUCACUUAAGUAUAACAAAUACAAAACAAUAAAUUCAGUUGUGAUCAAAUUUAAAAAUGUACGAGGUUUUUAACAACAAAUAGAGGCCUAAAUACAGAAUAUAAAAUGCAACGCCUUGCGAUUAUGUCAUUAUUUAUGGUGGUAACAAGACCACCGUAUAAGAAAAGUAUUAUAAAUCAUUAGCACUGGCAGUUCAAAGUAGUAAAUGGUUUUAUGGACUCAAAAUAUCUUACCGAGUUCUAUCAUAUAUAAUCAAAUCUGGAAUGAUUGUACUACAUAAUCUAGUUCAAGAGGGCUUUAAAACAGAAAUGCGAAAUCAGGUAGGUAAAACUUAAAAAUCGGUUAAGAAUUCAUGAAAAAAGAAUUUUGAAGUAUAAACCAUAACUAUCAGUGCGCGGUGAUUUCCAGGUAAAAUAAACGCUGCUGUAAUUUACGAGCACGCAGCGACAACCAAACCUUUACUUACAGAAAAUGGUGGCUCGUGUCUGCUAAACUUUACGUUAACAAUUUAAAUUUUCAUGAUAGGAAACCAAAUAUCAUAGGUUUGUCCUUUUGGUUUUACAUAAUGUGUACAGUACAAAUAGAUACCACGGAUAUCGAAACCUUUUGUGAACAAUAAAAAAACUAAACAAUUUAGGCUUUUAAAAGUUAAAAAUAUGGUCUUGAUCACUAAAAAUAUUUUAUAGUUUUUGUUAGUUCAUUUAUUCAGCCUCUUUAUAUAUGCCAGGGUGAAAAAUAUUGAGCCGCUAAAUUCCCAAGAUUGUGAGAAUAUUUAAUUUACUCAUUAUACACAUUUAACCCCCAAAAAUAGUUUUACACAUUUGAGUAUUUUAAGUAAAAUAUUAUAUUUUAUUCACUGAAGUUGAAAAACACCACAUAAAAUUUUACAUUGAAAAGGUAGGCCUAUGGUAUACAAAGGUUUCAACAUCCAUGAUAAAUACAGACUGUUAGAGUUAUUAACUGUUUUCAUUAUGUAAAAAACUAUGUUUACUGUUUGUUAAUCGUAUAUAGUCUUCUAUGUAGAGUAUAAAGGUAUUUAGUGUUAUGUUAGUAUAACUGUUGUUUUCAUGGUUAGACAUUUCGGUAGGGUAAAUUUUAGAGUAUAGUAGUUGUAGGUUUCAUGUUUCGUUUACAACGUAACGAAUGUUCAAAUGAUGGUGUAUGACAAUAGGACAUAAAAACAUAUUUUAUGGAAAAGUAAAGUACGUGUAUAUGUAUUGGUAUACUGAAUAAAAUGACUGUGAUUUA
Molecule: messenger RNA, 4763 nt
Organism: Bacillus rossius redtenbacheri
Lineage: Eukaryota; Metazoa; Arthropoda; Insecta; Phasmatodea; Bacillidae
Product: arylsulfatase B-like
Exons: 9
Coding region: 1-1704 (567 amino acids)
Source: RefSeq, a predicted model, not a curated record